AUGGAAAACUUGAGAGUGCUUAUUGUGGGGGGAACUGGGUACAUAGGAAAAAGGUUGGUGAAGGCAAGUUUGGCUCAAGGAUACCAAACAUUUGUUCUUCAUAGGCCAGAGAUUGGUGUUGACAUUGAGAAGGUUCAGCUUCUCUUUUCAUUCAAGGAGAAAGGGGCAAAGCUAGUGUCAGGUUCCUUUAAUGAUCAUCAGAGCCUAGUGAAUGCUGUGAAACUAGUUGAUGUUGUCAUUUGUGCCAUAUCUGGUGUUCAUGUCCGCAGCCACCAAAUCCUCCUCCAACUUAAACUUGUUGAUGCAAUCAAAGAAGCUGGAAAUGUCAAGAGAUUUCUCCCUUCAGAGUUUGGGACUGAUCCGGCAAGAAUGGCACAUGCAUUAGAGCCUGGAAGAAUAACAUUUGACGACAAAAUGGUCGUAAGAAAGGCCAUUCAAGAGGCUGGCAUACCAUUCACCUAUAUUUCUGCUAAUUGCUUUGCUGGUUACUUUCUUGGUGGGUUGUGUCAAAUUGGCCAUAUAAUACCCUCUACGGAUUCUGUGGUCAUAUAUGGAGAUGGAAACGAAAAGGGGAUCUAUGUGGAUGAAUAUGAUAUAGCCAUGUACACUAUCAAAAGCAUAGAUGACCCCAGAACUCUAAACAAAACAGUUUACAUUAGGCCACCUGAGAACAUAUUAUCACAGAGAGAGGUUGUCCAAAUUUGGGAGAAACUGAUUGGGAAAGAGCUGCAGAAAACUUCAAUUUCGGCAGAACAGUUUCUAAGUUCCAUGGAAGGGCAACCAUAUGAGCAGCAAGUGGGAAUGAUACAUUACUACCAUGUUUGCUUUGAAGGAUGCCUCGCAAAUUUUGAGAUAGGAGAAGAAGGGGUUGAAGCUUGUGAACUGUAUCCUGACAUCAAGUACACUACUGUUGAAGAGUACAUGAAACGCUAUGUAUAA
Sphenostylis stenocarpa is the source of this 939-nucleotide messenger RNA. NCBI's taxonomy places the organism in Eukaryota, Viridiplantae, Streptophyta, Magnoliopsida, Fabales, Fabaceae. The record is from the annotation of a GenBank genome assembly.